GACGAGAAUCAGGGGAGUUUAUUAGUCUAGUUUUAUCAGUGUAUGAUGAGGCCCCUUCUGAAAAAUGCUUGUAAAACACCAAGGCCCUCUGUAACAAAGAAUGCUCAUUUCUGAAGCUGCUCAUAUGCUGUCCAUACAUUCUCACUUACUGGGAUGCCUUUUCUCCACUCAUAUGGUUCAAAUGAUGUGACGCCACCAGAGUCAUCCUAUAUUACAGUAACUAAUUAGCUUUGAUGUCAAGGGUCUUGGGGUUUGUGCAGAUUGUAUUAAAGUCUUGUCUGAUGUUAUAGAUAUACACAUAAAGUACAAAUAAUCAGCUACACAUUAUGUUGCCCGACUUUCCGCAGAAGGUGCUGUGUCAGCUCGCUACAGAAGAAGACGAUGCUGCAGCGCAGGCAUUAAUGAAGCGAACGGGUGUACCACCUAAAGAGUACCAUGUCAAAGUACUUAGGAAGAUGGUGUCAAUGCUGCAGGAAAACAUUGGGAACAGCUGCAGUUCUUUGGUCGACAUUAAUCAAAGGUGUUCGUGUGACAACCUUCUGGCAGCGUCAGAGGCUUGUGUCCCCCUGGUCUCUCUCCCCGAGGCGGCUCCUCUCAUCAGAGCUCUGUUGCAGCAGCCAGCAACUUGUGUCAGGGCAGCACUCAGUCAAGACUUCCUGGACGCUCUGACCUCUGCCUACUCCAGUAAAUGCGUGUUAUUGGAGGAGCAGGAAGUAGUCUCGAUGUGGUAUCAUAGCCUGUCCAGUCUGGAGGAGGCAGUGCUCAGUUUUCUGGAGUGUGUUCUCCCCAACACAGGUUACACACCACAGGAGCUGAAGCGGCAACUGGCACAAUCCUUGCUG
Messenger RNA from Notothenia coriiceps (black rockcod), 842 nucleotides. Its product is annotated as Fanconi anemia group C protein homolog. The annotation marks the transcript as partial. Gene Ontology annotation, biological process: cellular response to oxidative stress; nucleotide-excision repair; interstrand cross-link repair. The transcript is spliced from 4 exons. The record is from RefSeq and is a predicted model, not a curated record. NCBI's taxonomy places the organism in Eukaryota, Metazoa, Chordata, Actinopteri, Perciformes, Nototheniidae. Gene Ontology annotation, cellular component: Fanconi anaemia nuclear complex.